AUGGGAAAUUGUAUUUAUAAGAUCUAAAUUGACCAAAAAGCUUAGACCCAUGAUUAAAUUGAAUAAAAAAUUGUUGAUGAGGUUAUCAAAGAUGAAAUCAUAUAAACUCCUCCUUUAAUUGAACCCAAAAAAAUAUUGACUUAAAAUUAUGAGGUUGUUGUGUAAGAGAAUUCUGAUAGUCAAACUCCUAACGUAUUUAGUUCUUAAUCAUCGAACCCAUAAGUAAAAUAUCAGUAGGAUUUAUAACUUUCUCCAGAUAUUUUGGUUAGAAAUUAGAAAGAAGGCGAAAUGUUUUCACUGCAUUAUGAAAUCAUUAGAAAACUAGGAUAAGGAGGAUUUGGGUCUGUUUAUUAGGUAAAGCAUUUAAAAACAAAUUUAAUUCGAGCCGCAAAAGUAAUUUAGAAAUAGGCUAUUGAUGAUGAGCAGUUGUUAAUAUCUGAAAGCCAGAUUUUAAAGGACUUGGAUCAUCCUAACAUAGUGAAAAUACUCGAAGUAUUUAGUGAUGCUUAAAAUAUUUAUAUAAUAACUGAAUGCUUAUGUGGAGGCGAAUUGCUUGAGAGAGUCAGAUCAAUUACAAACUAUAACGAAGAUAUUGCAAAAUAUUAUAUGUAAUAAAUAUUAUCUGCAAUGGUCUAUUGUCAUAAUCGAAAAAUUGUACAUAGAGAUUUGAAACCUGAAAAUAUUUUAUUUGACGACAAGGAUAUUAAUUCUAAUUUAAAAAUAAUAGAUUUUGGUGCAAGCGAGAAGAUAAUAUCCAAAAAGUUAACAACCAAAAUUGGUACACCCUAUUUUCUGGCACCUGAAAUAUUAGGGUCAAAUGGAUAUGACGAGAAAGUUGAUGUCUGGUCAUGUGGAGUAAUACUUUAUAUAUUAUUGAUUGGGAAAGCCCCAUUUAGAGGGAAAAAUUAAUUAGAAACCCUGCAAUUAGCAUAGAAAGCGCAUUUGAGUUUCAGUGGCUAACGCUGGAAUAAUAUAAGUCCAGAAGCCAUUGACUUAGUUAAACACAUGAUUUAAAAGGAUCCUCAAAAAAGGAUUUCAAUGAAAGAUGCAUUGAAUCAUAAAUGGAUUUAAAAUUAAUCAAAAUAAAGCAUUUAAUUUGAUCAAGAUUUCUUUAAAGAAAUUACAAAAUUUAAAGGGUAUAAUAAUCUUAGAGUGGCCAUUAAUUAGUUUGUAACAGUUUAAAUAUCGAAAAAGGAAGAAAAAUACAAAUUCCUCUAAAUAUUCAAAUCCUUGGAUAAAAAUGGAGAUGGAUUAUUAAGUUAGUAGGAAAUUCUUUAAGGAAUGAUAAAUGUGAAAAUGGAUAAGAUUGAAUCUAAACUUAUGGUUAAGGAAAUUAUGGAGAAAAUUGAUACAGAUCAUUCUGGGAGAGUUGAUUUCACAGAGUUUCUCACUGCCUCAAUUAUUCAAGAGCAGAUGUUCUUAAAAGAGAGUCUGAAGAGUGCUUUUCGUUUAUUUGAUCUUGAUGGAAAUGGAACUAUAUCGAGGAUUGAACUUGAGGAAAUAUUUGGAGGUAUUCAGAUUGAUAAUUCUGCUUGGUAAGAUAUAUUAGCUGCAUGUGACAACAAUAAGGAUGGUCUAAUAGAGGAGGAUGAAUUCAUUGCUCUACUUGCUAAUUUAGAAUGA
Paramecium tetraurelia is the source of this 1623-nucleotide messenger RNA. RefSeq lists its product as uncharacterized. Gene Ontology annotation, molecular function: calcium/calmodulin-dependent protein kinase activity; calcium-dependent protein serine/threonine kinase activity; calmodulin binding. NCBI's taxonomy places the organism in Eukaryota, Ciliophora, Oligohymenophorea, Peniculida, Parameciidae. The transcript has 4 exons. The record is from RefSeq and is a predicted model, not a curated record. Gene Ontology annotation, cellular component: nucleus; cytoplasm. Gene Ontology annotation, biological process: protein autophosphorylation; peptidyl-serine phosphorylation; intracellular signal transduction.